This is a messenger RNA of Vanessa tameamea, 729 nucleotides long. Its product is annotated as histidine-rich glycoprotein-like. The transcript has a single exon. Bases 1 to 729 code for a protein of 242 amino acids. Lineage: Eukaryota; Metazoa; Arthropoda; Insecta; Lepidoptera; Nymphalidae. The record is from RefSeq and is a predicted model, not a curated record.
AUGAGAAGCCUUCUGGUGUUGUGUGGGCUAGUGGCUCUUGUAGCCGCGAUCUCCGCUCGGGAGAUCCGGGAAAAGAGAGAAGCCGAUCUCGAAGUUGCUGCUUCGGGUCAUCACUGGGACAAGGGUGGUGGCCAUGAACAUCAUGGACAUCAUCAUCAUGAACAUGGUGAUCACGACCACAAAGGACAUAAGGGACAUCAUGAACACCACCACGGUAAGCAUGGCCACCAUCAUCAUAAAGGGCAUAAGGGACACCAUGGCGAGCACGGUGGCCACAAGAAGCACCACCACCACGAUGAAGGCUACCAUCAUCACCACGGGCAUGGAGAAAAAGGAGAACAUGGACAUGGCCACGAGGAGCACGGUCACUUCCACAAAGGCCACGACACUAAGGGUCACCAUGGUAUUGAAAAACACGAUGAAUUCAAAAAGGAUAAGCACUUCCAUGACCAUCACGGGGAAAAGGGUCACCAUUCCCACCACGGUGGUCACCAUCAUGAGGGAGGAUACAAAAAGGGAGGUCAUUUCCACAAAGGACAUAAACACGGUGGCCACCACGAGCACGAACACGGCAAGAAAGGUCAUCAUGAAAAGGGAGGACACCACCACCACCAUAAGGGACACCACGGCGAAGGUGGUCACCAUGAGCACUGGGAUCACCACCACGAUCACGGCAAGAAAGGAGGCCACGAGGACCAUAAGCACUGGGGACACAAGUCUGGUCACUGA